Molecule: messenger RNA, 910 nt
Organism: Alnus glutinosa
Lineage: Eukaryota; Viridiplantae; Streptophyta; Magnoliopsida; Fagales; Betulaceae
Product: COP9 signalosome complex subunit 8
Exons: 5
Coding region: 76-669 (197 amino acids)
Biological process (GO): protein deneddylation; COP9 signalosome assembly
Cellular component (GO): COP9 signalosome
Source: RefSeq, a predicted model, not a curated record
UAGACAUUCCCAGCGUCUCUAUGAAUUCUAUAGUUUACUACAAUUCUAAAAAUAACACAGAAGUUGUAGCCAACCAUGGAUUUUUCUCUCCUCACAGAGCCCUUGGCGUCCAAAUCGUACGAAAAGAUCGCUGAUAUCUGCGACAACCUCUUGCUUCAGGCUGCGGCAGAGGGCGUUGCUUAUCAGGACCAAUGGCCCUACGCCAUUCAUCUUCUGGGCCAUAUUUACGCUGAUGAUAUAAACAGUGCGCGGUUUCUCUGGAAAUCAAUACCUUCUGCAAUUAAGGAGAGCCAACCCGAAUUGGUUGCGGCCUGGAAAAUUGGUCAGAAGCUAUGGACACGGGACUACGGGGCUGUGUAUGAGGCUAUUCAUGGUUUUGAUUGGAGUCAAGAAAUUCAAGGUCUUGUUGCUGCAUUCUCAGAGCUUUACACAAAGAGGAUGUUCCAGCUGCUGCUUUCUGCUUAUUCUACAAUAAGCAUCCAAGAUACUGCUCUCUUUCUGGGAAUGAAUGAGGAUGAUGCCACUAAUUAUGUACUACGGCGAGGUUGGGUUGUGGACCCUGCUUCUCGAAUGCUUACGGUGAAGAAGCAGACUAUUGUGACGGAGCAGAAACUGGAUGCCACCAAAUUGCAGCGAUUGACAGAAUAUGUCUUCCACCUUGAGCAUUAAUCCAGUUUGGUUACCAUUGCUGCAUACUUGAAACUGGUAUUUGUUUGCCCCCGGGGCCAAAAACGAGACAUAAUUAACAGACAGAACAAUAUGAUAUGUCUUGGGGAAAAAUAUUGGAGGCGAGUGACAUGGUUCAUUGGAUUUUCAAUCAGAUAAAUAGUGGUAGAUUUUUACGUUAUGUAUGUUAUCACUCUAAAAGGAUUAGUUAAAGUUGCAAUUGUAGUGUGUUUUUUUUUUUCAA